AUGUCGCUGUCGCCCAAACACAGGAAAAACAAAGAUGCUAUGUCCUUACCUACAGGUUUAGUGCCUCUUUACAAAUGCCAAAAAAUUGCCAAAGGCCCUAAUUUUUAUCAUCUUCAGUGUCUUUGUAAACUGAAAAUCUUCGGCGUGAAGGCGCCCUUGGAGAAACCCCUGGACACUCCGGCGCCCAACGCCUACAACCCGGACAAACCGACACACACACCAAACUUCUCGUUCGGUCUGAAAACACCUUUGGAGAAACCCAGCGACACUCCAGCCCCCUGCGCGUACAACCCUGACCUGCCGGAGACGGUGACAGCUUACAGCUUUGGCCUCAAGACGCCCCUGGAAAAGCCGGCAGACACUCCAGCGCCAAACGCUUACAAUCCCGACAAACUCACGCACUGCUGCCUAAACUACUCGUUCGGCUUGAAAACGCCGAUCGAAAAGCCGAGCAACUAUCCAGCGCCCAACGCGUACAACCCCGACGUGCACGACCACGCCCCGGAGUACACCUUCGGACUGCGCACCCAGAUCGAGAGGCCCAACGGCAUCCCCGCCCCCAACGUGUACAACAUCCCGUCCGUGCUGGGCAAGACGCUGGAGGGCAACAAGAAGGCCGCGCCCGCCUUCAGCAUCUCGGGGCGGCAGAAGGAGCCGCAGGACGAGCGCGCGCUCGUGCCCGGGCCCGGCGCCUACGAGCCCUCCGUGGCCGACUGCUACAACAACCACAACCGCUCGCCCGCCUACUCCAUCAGCUCACGCUUCACCGUGCCUUCCGACGCCACCCUCAAGCCCGGGCCCGGUGCCCACUGCCCGGAGAAGGUACAACUGGAUGUUCCUCCGGCUCACACCUUUGGAAUCAAGCACUCCCAAUACCUUGGCUACCUAAAGGUCUUUGUUCAAUAAUUUUUAGAUUUAUUUUCUGUGUGUUUGAGAUCUACUAACGCGUUACUCCUCACGCUUCCCGUCUUGACCAAUGAUGUUAAUUUUAAAUAUAGCAGUUUGUCUUACUGAAACAAAAUAUGUGAUACUAUACAAAGUGUGAUAAACUGAGCAGAAUUGUCUGGAAUCCAAUUCCCUAGUUUGCUCUGAGUUUAUUCACAUCAACUUUUAUUUAUUAUCAUUCCACAUGUUGUUUAAUUUAUUGUCAUUGAAUGAGCUUAAUUCCUUCAUGAUCUGGGAAAUGGGAAUUGGAUUGCUUGCAAUUAAUCAGGCAAUAUAGUAAUUCAACAGUCCUAAUUUAAGUCCAUACUUGUUUAGCUGCCAUUAUAAACAAGUAUGCAUGAAUGUGAUGAGAAAUUCCCAAUUGACCUAUUUUGUUCAUUACUUGCUUUUAUAAUUGGUUCAUGCAACCUAUCAGCAUUUUUAUUUUUUCUUAACUAACAUAAAGUUACUUAGACUAGAGGAAAGAAGAUAGCAUCCUUGUUUGUUUGAAAUUUGAAAAGAUCUCAGAAAGAAAAAAAUAUACACCAUGAUUAGAGCUGCAUUCACUGCACAAAACUGUAUUCGCAAUUUUUUGAAGUAAAGUAAAGUUUUCUUA
Frankliniella occidentalis (western flower thrips) is the source of this 1540-nucleotide messenger RNA. RefSeq names its product outer dense fiber protein 3-B-like. The record is from RefSeq and is a predicted model, not a curated record. NCBI's taxonomy places the organism in Eukaryota, Metazoa, Arthropoda, Insecta, Thysanoptera, Thripidae. The coding region runs from base 1 to 906 and encodes 301 amino acids. Gene Ontology annotation, cellular component: cytoskeleton. The transcript has 7 exons.